Molecule: messenger RNA, 2003 nt
Organism: Lecanosticta acicola
Lineage: Eukaryota; Fungi; Ascomycota; Dothideomycetes; Mycosphaerellales; Mycosphaerellaceae
Source: the annotation of a GenBank genome assembly
AUGUCGCGCGUAGAUCAACUCAUCGCCCUGCUCGGCGGGCCCGCGAACUUACCACCAAAGCUCCCUCGGCAGUCACAAGAAACGGAGCCCACGGCCAACGAGGGACCCGACGACGACGACGACGACGACGACAUACCGCCGCCGGUCCAGCGAGACCCCGACUUGAAGCGACCAACCCUCCUCCAACCACUCUUCCAGCCCGCGCCAAAUUCACCAGCUCCAAUGUACACGAGCGAUGGGGAAUCCGACUUCCCACUCGAUGGCCGUAAGGGCCAGCCCGCCCCACUCGCCAUCAAGUUCGUGCCCUUCAUCGCAGUCACCAAAUACUGCUACAAAUUCGUUCCCAAACAGCGGAUGCAGCCGCUCGCCUCGGCCUUCUUUGAUGCCGAUAAGAUCUACAAUCGUGAUUGGGAGCUGUAUGUAUCCAUUCACAUGCGACACCGUCCGUGCACAUCGUGAAGCCAUCGCCAUGCCGCCAGUCACUGAUCUGCUUCGAAAGACGCCAUGUGCAUGUAACUUCACGUGCGCCGUUGCUGACUCGCUCAUCAGCUACUACAUUAAUUCCGACUAUUCUGGCGUCCUUGCCUUCAUCACCGAAUCACAACUGCACUCACUCAUCCACCAGCUCAACUCGGCCUUUCCCGACGCAAACGUUGAGGUAGAAGAGGACAUUGUGCUGGACUUUGAACAUCUCACCAACGUAAGUUUCCGCUCGCGCAUACGUCGCGCGGGCAAUCCGCUAACACAUCCAGGAGUAUCGCCCUCGUUGGCUUGGACACUGCAAGUCUCGAGCACAAUACAAUUCUUGGAUCGGCCAGCUGCAGGGAGAGCCCGCCAUGGUUCUACCUACUUCAGGCGACCGCAGCCUGGAAGCCUUCAAGGCCAAGAUGCAAGCAGCACUCGACGCCAACAAGAACAAGAACAAGGCCAUGAAGGCGAAGAAACAUCAACAGGCUCUCGUGACGCGGCAGGGAAUGGUGAAAGAGACCUUGCGCGCUCAGCGCUACCUGGGUCUCCUUCCAAAGAAGCAGGACGAGUCACAGCAACAAAUGCCCGAUAUCACAAAUCUACCCAUGGAGCCUCUCGACGAGAGUCGGCCUUGCCCGCACAGCUUCGACAGCGAACCGAUCUUCAUUGCCAUCGAUUGCGAGGCUUGGGAAAAGCCGCCUCGCCCGGUCACCGAAAUCGGCGUUGCCACACUCGAUACUCGCGACCUGAAAGGCAUCGCACCCGGACUCAACGGCGAGAGCUGGCACCAGUACAUCCGUGGUCGGCACUUCCGCAUCAUCGAGUACAAGAACUACACCAACAGCGAAUACAUACAGGGCUGCCCAGACCGGUUCGAGUUCGGUGACAGCGAGUUCGUUGGCAAUGAUAGUAUCAGCUCUGUGCUGGCCAGCUGCUUCCGCGAGCCCUUUAGUAAGAAAGACGAAGCACCUAGCGCGGAAGGAGAGGAGCCGGAGAAGCGCAACAUCGUCAUCGUCGGUCACGAUCUUGGCCAGGAUAUCACCUACUGCCACAACAUCGGCUUCAGCGUCCUCAAUCGCGGCAACAUCCUCGACACCGUCGAUACCGUCAACAUGCACCGCGCUUACAGCAAAGACCCCAACGCGCGCUCGCUCGGACAAGUCCUCUCCGAGUUCGACUUGAGCGGCUGGCACUUGCACAAUGCUGGCAACGACGCCGUCUAUACCUUGCAAGCCAUGCUCGCCAUCGCCGUCAAGUCUGCCUCUCAACGCGGUAGUCAAGAGAGUGAGAGGCAGCACGAGGAAGAUGUAGAGAAGCGGACGGAGGCGGCAGUGGAGCUCGCCAGGGAGCGCAUGAGGGAGGAUUCCGAGGGCUGGGACUCGAACUCCGGUGAAGAUGGCGGUGUCCCUCUCCCAAAGACCGAGGAUGACUACCGACCCAAGGCCAAGGGUGCAAAGCUCCAUGGACCCCAGGCUCCUCCGAUGAGUAGUGAGUCUGGUCUCUACACCAUCGGUGGCGCUCCUCUUGACGUCUGA